AUGAUUAAUACAAGUGCGAAACCAGACGGUGCAUUAUGUCGAAAUGCUUGUGGAUUUUACGGUAACAAAAUAUGGGAUGGUUUUUGUAGUAAAUGUUAUCGUGAAGUUUAUCAACAAGCUAAACAAGUACAAGAAGAUUUUGAUACAAAACAUGGAAUUUCAUCACCAUCAUUAGUCAAUGAUUCUGCUCUUCCGUUAUCAACAGUUCAAUCGUCACCAUCAUUCUCGACUUUUCAAGAAAAACGUCGAUCAAAUAUUAGCAUGAGAAAUCCAGUGAGACAAAUGUUACUCAAUCGUUCAGGAAGUCUGAAAUCUCAAAGUGCUGCCUUAUUCAACGAUGAAACAUCGGAACAAGAUGCAGCUUAUAAAUACUUGGAUGUAAUGACGACGGAUGAUGCUAGAUUAGAUAUUAAACGUUCUGUUAAAGCAUUUUCGAGUAAUUUUCAUAAAAAGUGUUUAAAUAAAAAUAUCAAUAUUGACGAAUUAUGUCAAAACUAUAGCCAAUAUAAAGAAAUUUUGAAGAAAAGAAUACAAACAAAUUCAAUUUAUAGAGAUGAAAAUGAAGAUUUAUUAGUACGAGUUCGAGAUUAUGUGGAAAAGAUUAUUUUUACAAAGAAUUAUCCUUUCAUCUUUAAUCGUCUAUCGAUUGACUGUGAAGAACAAGAUUUAUCUAUUCAAAAUCGAAUUUCAAGUUUACAUUGGAUUAAUGCACAAAUGCUUGAAACAGUUGUCAAUGAAAAUAUACCAAUAGUUAAAGAGUCAGUUUAUAAAGCUAUUAAUGCAUUAAUUGAACUAGACUCAAAAAUAAUUCCUCAAGAUAAAAUUCAGUCUAUAAUGGAAUGUAAAGACUACAUAUUUGAUGCUAUUAGACAUUCAAUAUCUUAUUCUGCAAAUAAUGGUCAAGUUCCGAUAAUAAAUGCCGAUAAUUUUCUUCCAGCACUAAUUUAUGUUGUUCUAAAAGCAAAACCACCACGUUUACAUUCGAAUAUUAAAUUUUUAAGCAAUUUUUCACAGCCAAGUGGAGAACAAGCCUACUAUUUAGCAAAUCUUGACUCAGCUGUUCGAUUUAUUGAAUUAGUAAAAGGUCAACAUGUUGGACUAUCUGAAGAAGAUUUUCUUCAUUAUAUGCGUGGUGAACCAGUCUAUUCGAAUGUGCCAUUAUUCGAUCUGGAUGGUGAAAGUGAUAUUGAAAAAAAAUUAUUAAAUGAACAUUUACAUUUAUACUAUGAUAUUGAUUAUCAUAGUGAAAAAUUUGAACAAAAUCUAAAUGAUUUUCGAGCAAAGUUAACAUUAUCCUCAUCAGAUAUGAACGAUUUACUUCAUGAUUCUUAUCAACGUUAUGCUGAAUUUGAUAAAAAACGAUUAUAUAUAGAUAAAUCUCCGUCACUUGUCGAUAUUGAUACAGUAACAAGUGAUAUCGAUGAAACGAGUAGUCAAAGUAUAUAUCAUCUAUCAUCACAAGAAAAUAGUAAUAAUGAUUUACUUGAUCAAACGUUAACUGUCGAUAAUAGUCAACUUCCAGAACCACUAGAACCAGAAAUUCUAACGAAUAUUUCUCAGUCACAAAAAGACAUUGAACAGCAACCACAACAAACGAUCUCAAAUCAACAGACAAUGGAAACAUAA
Messenger RNA from Didymodactylos carnosus, 1626 nucleotides. The record is from the annotation of a GenBank genome assembly. NCBI's taxonomy places the organism in Eukaryota, Metazoa, Rotifera, Eurotatoria, Philodinida, Philodinidae.